Torulaspora globosa is the source of this 2328-nucleotide messenger RNA. RefSeq names its product Lst4p (gene LST4). Bases 1 to 2328 code for a protein of 775 amino acids. The record is from RefSeq and is a predicted model, not a curated record. The transcript has a single exon. Lineage: Eukaryota; Fungi; Ascomycota; Saccharomycetes; Saccharomycetales; Saccharomycetaceae.
AUGCUAGGUAAUCUACUUCGCAAGGGAUCGUCCCACCAUGGCGGGUUUUCGUUGAUCGAUGAGAAUUUCAGUUCGUCAAUGCAUUCAAACAGCACUAUCACGUCUUUUACGCCGGAACCGAGUAGCAUUUCUAAGAGGCCUGUCUCACCGUGUUACGAUGAUCACUUCGGAUCUCUGCUGCCCUGUCCGAGUAGCGCGCCGCCGAUGUUGGAUCAUGUGUCCGAUGAUUUGAAGUAUAAGCUGUUUGGUAGUAAGAAUAUUCCCUACAGUGCUUCCUUUCAGUCGGAUGUCUUCUCUUCGUAUGUCUUCAGAGUGCUGAUUGCGGAAGAGACCGGUCAUAUGACACACAGGGACAACUACAAUGUCGUUUUUGAUUAUUCCACGGCAGAGAGUUCUAGCAUGGACCAAAUUCGGCCCAAUGAACUGAAGGAGUAUAUCUUUGGGUCACCUGUGAGAUCAACGGACGCAUCCCAAGGGAACAAAUUCAGAACAAUUCCUAAUUCGGACUCUGUCAUGAUUACAAGGAUUUUCUUCUUCAGCUCUAUCAACAAGAAUAGACUAGCAGUUUCUUUGUGUGUGCCGAAUAUAUUGUUGCAAGUUAUAUCCGAGGUCUGGGAUGAUGUGUCGUACUGGUUCGACCAGUGUCAAGCUUAUGUGUUGACAACUAUAAAGGGCAUCCGACAUUCAGUGUCGAGCCCAUGUAGCGGAUAUCUGCCGCCUGAUUUUGAGUCAGCUUAUCCAAAAGAAUGCGAUAAUAUAAUAAACCUUUUGCAGACGCGGUUGAUCCCUUGUUUGAGAUCAACAUCGGAGAUACCUAGAUUGUUUCUGUGCCCCGAAAGUUGCCCGUCAUUUGUCGAAACGUGGUUCAGAGAUAUUUUCAACUGGAUAGAGAUAAAAGAUGGACCACGUUUGAACUUCCUCCCGGCGCUCUUGGCAAAAAUAAUAUGUGAUUUUCAAGAUCCGACUGCUGCUCAAGACAACACAAGGAUCGUCAUAAUGUCUGGCAACAUGGUGGUCGCAAACAAGUUGAUAUUCAUCGUGUCUGGCCUGUUGAAACCACGUAUUGCGGGCCAAAUAGAGAUAGAGUCGAGAAUAAAACCUCUGAGCGACCAGCCUGAACAAGCAAGAAAGGACAAUCCUAGAAGAGAUGCUAGUGUUCUGGAGAAGUCGAACACAGACCUUUCCAAGUAUCUUUGUGCUGGAAAUGCCUGGGAAAUACCUCGAGAAAACUCUUUAAGUAGCAAAGUUUCGCUAUCGUCAGAUGAAUCGCUGGCGUAUGUUAUACAACCUUCUUCUUUGAAGAGCGCUAGCAACUCGAUCCAAUGCCUUUCGUCUUCUUUGUCAAGUCAGCAUGGUUUAUCAUACGGUUCUUGGUUUACAAAGAGAAGUAACGGGUCUCAAGCCACGCUCAAUAGCCCCAGCAAUAAGACUCCUGAACAAUGGGAUAAGAUUAGCAAUACAAAUGGUGCCUCAAGUUUGCACAAAACUAACAGUGGCACUUCUUUGCACCAGUUUUUUGCUAGGGGAACCGGAGUAACACCUCAGCCAUCGCCUUCAAUUAGUGAACUUGACGAAUAUCCCUGGUUCAAUGGUUCAGAUUCUCCUCGUCCCGAACCCGGUCAAAACCUGCAUCCUGUCGCCAAACGCUGUCUCAGUGGUGCACCUCUGGGCGAACUCAAUAUACCGAGAGAUUGCCAAAGACUCUGCCAGGACGAUCUUAUAGAAAAGGCCUUCAACGCGAUCUGCAAGCCCAACGAAAAGAAAGCUUUGAGCGAAGGGGAGUGUGAAAUAAUUCCUGGUGACUCGCGGCACGCUGCAUUUGCGCAGAUCGACGUCGAUUACGGUACCUGUCAUCGGCAGAGGCCCAUGGAACUCUUACCUAAGUACACCACUUACCUGGCGAAUUUCAACUACUGGUUUCAACUUCAGGCUUUCCCAGUCGGGCCAGACUCGGAAUCAAAGGUUGUGCAGGCAAUGAGGAAGGGCUUGCAACUUGGGAGGAGUACCAGAACUCUGCUUGUAUCGCUGAGGUCUCGUGCAAUCAAAGAAGUCAGUAUAAUGCGUAACGAGGAAACCCUGGCGACUGGCUCUCACCAUUCUAUAAUACAAAAGACGAAGAAGAUAUUCAAUAACGGCAAGUGCGGAAACAUUUCGACAAGAAUGGCUAAUUGCAUAGCGUUUGUCAACAUGAGCAUUAAGAAAGCGAUGAGCCUGUAUGAAGACACAACUCUCACUGCUUCCCAGAGAGAAGAAGAGUUGUUCAAGAUAUACCAAUCCCUUUUGAGCUACCAAGAUAUCAAAACGUUGAAUAGAGCUAACAGAAUCUAG